AUGUCUUUCAUGUUCAAGAGAAAUUAUGCGGCACUAGAAGAAGUCAACGAGCCCAUUGCACCUGAACAGCUCCAGAUCCUCAGAAAUCAGGUCGAGUCAGAGCAUCCACCAUCCCCGCAAUCACUGUUCAAUUACGCAUGGGCACUUCUCAAGACAGACAACCACAAGGCGCAGAGACAGGCGCUAGACAUUUUGGCCACGCUCUACAGAGACGUUCCAUCACUCCGGAGAGACUCUCUCUACUACUUGGCGCUCGGAAGCGUCAAGAUCGGUGAAUUCACCAAUGCCCGGCGUUACGCAGAGUCGUUGCUUGAAAAGGAGCCUGAGAACACUCAGUUCAAGGCCCUAAAGCAGGCAAUCGACGACCAGGUAACUCAAGACGGACUCAUUGGGCUAGGAAUUGCUGGAGGAGUGUUGGCGGUGGGUUUGGGAGUUAUGGGGGCCAUGAUGAGAAAGAGAAGAUGA
Molecule: messenger RNA, 465 nt
Organism: Sungouiella intermedia
Lineage: Eukaryota; Fungi; Ascomycota; Pichiomycetes; Serinales; Metschnikowiaceae
Source: the annotation of a GenBank genome assembly